CAGCUAGAUGAUGAACAAUCAAAAUAGCAACAACAAAUCAAAAUCGAUUAAUUCACCAUUUUCGCAUCUUCAUCCAUCAUUACUUUCCGCAGAUGACAUAAACCAUCUUAUUCAAAAAUCUAAUAUUGAUGGUCAUUCUUAUGAUCGAUAUGGAUUCAUAAUUGUUCAAUCAACAAACGAUGACCAUUCAGAUUCGAUCAAGAUGGAUGAAGCUAACCGAAGAUAUGUCGAAACUAAAACUCAAUGGAUUGCCUUUUUGGAAAGUGAAUACAAACGUAUGGCUCCAGCAUCUUGUCUUGAUUUAUCACAAUUCGAUUCAACCGAAAUCGAACGAUUACCCCGAUUAAAUGAAUUGAUUUGUUUGAGUAUUAGUGAUGAGCUUCGUCCAUUUUUUUGGAUUCGUUUUUCACGAGCUAUACAUCUGAAAAUUGCAAGCAAAUGGAGUUUUACACAAUUAAUUGAUCUAUCGGCUGAUGAGUCUAGUUUAAGUGUGCAGCAAGCAACGCAAGUAUUGCCCAAUAAUGUAUGUUUUACGCUAAAUUCCGUAUCGAAUCGUUUACGUCGUAUAUUGAAAAUUGUUCAUUGGUAUCAGAAAAUGGAUCUAGCUUUUGAUGACAGUCAUCCAAGUGACCAACAAUUUAAUUUAUCUUUAAUUGGUGCCUAUCUACUUUUAAUAUGUUCGGAAGAGGAUGCUUUCUGGCUAUUACUACGAAUUACAUUGUCUGUAAAUCUGGACGAUUGUAUUGAACUUAUCGAUCAAAUUAUGGCAAAAUGCUGUCCGUUAUUUAAUGCAUUACUACGAAAACAUGACAUUGAAUUCAAAUUGGUUGCAUCGAUUUGGUUUAGCUCAAUGUUGGCAGGUUUCGUACCCAACGCUUCUUUACUUUAUGCCCUAUGGGAUUUAUAUUUCUAUGAAGGGCCUGUAUUUCUUAUACAAUUUACAAUCGGUUUACUCAUUACCGAAACGAGGUCGUUAGAAAAUUGUUCGGAUUCAAAAGAGUUUUUCAACUCACUGUCCGAUCUACCAUCGAAUGCAUUACGGUCAUUGGACAAGAUUAUGUAUGCCUGGAAAAGUGGGAAAAACAUUGUCGCUAACCUGAAUUUACCGGCAAAAUUUUUUCAUUAUGAAAACCAAUCCAAUGCCGAUCAAUUGCUCGGCUCGAUGGUUGUAGCAAGUAAUAGUUUGAGUCAGGAUGAACUCAAAAUGAAAAACAUUAAACAAACCGCAUUGAUCAUGAAACUACACGAAGCAAUCGUAGCUAUUGGACAUCAUUUUCAGGCUUAUGAACCUGAUGUUCAUUACCGUUUAGAUCCAGACUACGACAAUGUGGACAAAGUUGAUAUCAAACAAGAUAUGAUAAAUAGGCUACGACCUUAUCAACGUCGAGCCAAAGCGUUAAUUGAUUUUAGCAGUGAAGAUCCAGACGAACUUGCUUUUGCCAAAAACGACAUUAUCACCAUCAUCAAUGAAAAAGAUGAACAUUGUUGGAUUGGUCAAUUGAACGGUAGAUUCGGAUGGUUUCCGGCCAAAUUUGUCGAACUACUUGAUGAACGAGAUCUUGAUUACAGUAUUGCUGGUGAUGAUAGAAUCGUACCGUUUAUUAAUGAUCUAGUCAGAGGCAAACUAAGUUCAGCUAUCAAAGCAAUUUUGACUUAUGAUAUGCGUAAAAGUUUUUUUUUCACCAUUCAUCCAUGGACAAUAAUUGAACAAAUAUCAACAUUGACAACCAAUGCUGGAUUAAAAUCUGUUUUCUCCAGGCUUGUACUGACCAAAACAUUUCGGCUAGAUGAAUAUGCUCGAGUUUUGUCGCCAAAUGAUUUACUAUAUCGAAGUAUUGCAUUGAUUAAUCGAACACAUGGUGAUUGCCCUAUGGAUAUUAAAUUACGAUCAUUAAUUUGCCUUGGACUUAAUCAAUAUGUUCUUCAUGAUUGGUUUGAAAUGAUCUGCAUAUCACAACCAUCGAUCAUUUUCAAAUCAUAUGGAUCGAACAGUUUUCUGACCAGUCCAGCUUGGAAAUUGAUCAAAGCUGAACUUAAACUUUUGGUACAAUUUUCAUUUCAUUUGAAUCCUGAUUCAGAAAUAUCCAAUAGUGAUGAACCUAAAUCCCCAGUGACUAAAGAAGGUGUUUGUGAUAUGCUUGUUAAAUAUCAUCUAUUCUCAUGGGAUAUAUGAUGAAUCAUCAUUAUCAUACACAAACAUAGACAGAUUUUGUUAUAAGCAAAAAUGAAUGAAUGAUUGAUUG
Messenger RNA from Dermatophagoides pteronyssinus (European house dust mite), 2243 nucleotides. Its product is annotated as small G protein signaling modulator 3. Gene Ontology annotation, molecular function: small GTPase binding; GTPase activator activity. NCBI's taxonomy places the organism in Eukaryota, Metazoa, Arthropoda, Arachnida, Sarcoptiformes, Pyroglyphidae. The record is from RefSeq and is a predicted model, not a curated record. Gene Ontology annotation, biological process: regulation of GTPase activity.